Messenger RNA from Sorghum bicolor (sorghum), 2450 nucleotides. RefSeq names its product probable kinase CHARK. Gene Ontology annotation, biological process: protein phosphorylation. The transcript is spliced from 2 exons. Lineage: Eukaryota; Viridiplantae; Streptophyta; Magnoliopsida; Poales; Poaceae. Gene Ontology annotation, cellular component: plasma membrane. Gene Ontology annotation, molecular function: protein kinase activity; ATP binding. The coding region runs from base 52 to 2232 and encodes 726 amino acids. The record is from RefSeq and is a predicted model, not a curated record.
UUCUGUCGUCCCCUUCCUCCAGCGCCACGGUGCUAGAACCCACCAUAUAGUAUGGCACAAAUCGUCCACGGAGAGUGUGCCAACGGUGGAGUUGGAGGCGGAGCAUGCCCUGAAACACAAGCCUUCCCGACUCUUCGACCAUGGCCUCCUGGUCGCCGUGUCCCAGCAGUCAACUACAACCUUCCUAUCGAUUCAUCUGACAACGUUCUCCACCCACAGUCACAAGCCCAAGAUCACGACUGCCGCGGUGAGGCCUUUGCUGCAGGUUGCGACAGGACAGUAUGGUCCCGUCCUCGACUUCUCCCUACUCCGCCGUCACAUCUUCCAGGUCGUCUCUCCCGUCUUUCAGCUAUGCCGUCGCAUUGCCCUCACUGCCUCCCAACUAUGCCAUCACCUCGCCCACGGCUCAGCUCCUUUGAGCAAUUUCUCUUGCCCAUGGCGAUCGGGUUAAUCGCUUGUUAUGGUAUUACUAUUACUUGUCUUCAACAUAUGAGUGUAGUAGGCCUUGAUGGUUGGUGUCCUCGGUAUGGAUUCAUGAAAAGGAUAGUGAUGGCAAUUAGCCUUGCAGUGUUACUGUUGCCACCUGUUUACUCUUAUAUUCUAGAUUUAUUGUGGAGGUCUACCAUUCUUAUUGUGCGAUCUGGGUACCGCAACUUGAACAGAAAGUUACUUACGGUGGUUAGCCUUCUCGGAUUGCUGUUGUUGGGUCUUGUUCUUGGUGGUAUACAUCUGCCCUCUGAUAAUAGUUUGGCCCUGACUCGUGGCAGUGGAAUCAAAAUGCUUAACAAUCAGAAACAUUCUCAUGAUAGGAUGUUACUUUCAUUUAGCCACGAGGCACAUGGCAAUAUUGGCAAGAAUGAUGGCAGAAUCAACGCUGAUCUCAGACUGACAGCAGGGAAUGCUGAUGGUUCUGGACAGGAUCAGAAAGCAUUGCCACAUUGGACCUUUAAUCCGAACAGCAAUCAGUCAGGCAAACAUUAUGAAGAGAAAAGAGAGUUGCAAAAGCAAAACGGACAGGGCAAGUCUCAUCUGUCAGUACACCAGAUAAUCAAAACUGUGGUGGCUUCCAUUGCUGUAGCUUUAGCUCUCGUUGUGGUGUGCUAUAUUUUUGUUCUGCUUUGGUGCAAGUGUGGACAGAGGGUGCCAAUAAAUGUGCCCCAAGUUCAACAUGAACUGUGUGGAGUAUCAGGACCUAGGCGAUUCCAGUUCCACGAGCUGGCAGCUGCCACGGAUAAUUUCACCGAUGACAAAAAGCUUGGGCAAGGAGGGUUUGGCCCAGUGUACAGGGGAUUCUUGAGAGACGAAGACCGCCAUGUGGCCAUCAAGCUGCUAUCUGCAGAAACUUCCUGGCAAGGGAAAAAGGAGUUUGACGCAGAAGUGAAAGUCCUGACCCUGCUGAGGCAUAGGAACAUUGUCCAGCUUGUCGGCUGCUGCGAAAGUAAUGAAGGGUUCCUGCUCGUUUAUGAACUGAUGGCUGAAGGCAGCCUUGACAAGCAUCUUCACAAUCCUGUCAGAGUUUUAUCUUGGCAGCAGAGAUACAAGAUUAUACUUGAUUUGGGCUCUGCUUUGCUCUACCUCCACCGGUGCUGCGACAAAUGCAUCGUCCACGGCGACAUCAAACCUGAAAAUGUAAUGCUUGACGCCUCAUUCAACGCUAAGCUGGGCGACUUUGGGACAGCAAGGCUCAUGGAGCAUGGAGCAGAGCCUCGAACAACGGAAAUCGUUGCAGGAACCCGUGGGUACAUCGAUCCAGAGUUCGUCAACAACCACCUACGUUGCCCCGAUGCCGACAUUUACAGCUUCGGCGUUACCCUGCUUGAGAUCGCUUCUGGCAAGCGGCCGGCGUCGAGACAGCCAAGCGAAGCCUCUGCGCUACCACUCUGGGUCCGUAGCCUAUACGAUCGGCACAAGCUUCUUGAUGCAGCUGAUGGAAAGAUGAACGGCGAGUUCGAUCGGCAGCAGAUGGAGCAUGUGCUUGUUACAGGUCUCUGGUGUGCGCAUCAGGACCCGAGCCAACGACCGUCCAUUGAGCAGGCUAUGGAUGUUCUGCGUUGUGUGGAUGCAACGUUAUUGCCUGUGCUUCCUAUGACGCGAGAUGCACAGCAAGUUCACCUGUUGGAGGAACUGGCUUACGGCGAUCAGACAGGUGAGGGUGCUUCCGUGGAGGUAGCCGCUGCAAGUACCUGCUACCUUACUUCGAAGGAUUCGGCUUAUCUGCUUGCUGAAGAAUGAGCCGUUUGAUCACAACCCAAGUUACCAAUUAGUCUUGUUACGAGAUAUAUAUACUUCUUCAGAUUCCAGUGUGCCUACCUUUCCAAAACGCUAUAUGCUGUGUGAUGUAUGUAUCUAGCUCCAGGCCUCCAGCAACCGCAUGGCAUGCCAGAUUGAUUGUAGCAAAUCUUUUUGAAUAAAAUUAUAUGACGCCUCCUCUAUGUAAUAGCUUUUUAACA